AUGUAUCGGAAUGCACUUCGCCACUCCGGCUUCCGGGCGGUGGCUCGGACACAAUCACGUACAAAUGGAUCAUCUCAAUGGGUACGCCACGCCAGCGGCUCACCAGCCAAGAGCGGCGGCGGAUACGGCAAGAUGGUUGGGCUGACGUCGGCCUUUGUGGUAUCGGCCGGCGCUGCAUGGUACUUCUACGGAAAUACCAAUCAAGAGGAUUUAUCAGAAAAGAAGAAAGCAGCCGCCGAGAAACCUGCAACCGUUCCCAAGGGGCCAGUGCCCGCUGAACUGAUGGAAGGGCCUGCCGCAAAUUUGCAGGUCGAGCGGAGCUGGGAGAAUCCUGGAGUCUACGCUUGGGGAUCCAACUCUGGCAAGGUGGUGGCUCCCGAUUCGGACGAGCAAAUCAUCAAGACUCCCACUAGGAUCCCUUACUUUGACGGGAAGAUCCUGCGAGACCUGAAGUUGGACAAGAAUUUUGGAGUGGCCGUGACUGAGGAGGGUGACAUCGUUCAGUGGGGUACAGCCUACUCGCCAACGAUCACAGCACCAGCUCUUACUUUAAGGGGCAAAGAUAUUGCAAAGGUUGCCCUAUCCAGCGACCGAAUUAUCGCGUUGUCUAGAACCGGCGCCGUCUACUCAUUACCCGUUGCCCAGGCGGACCAGCUUGCCGGAGCCAAGGCUAACGCGAAGCCAGGCUUCUCCUUAUGGACCCCUUCGUCAGACUCUAUCAACUACAGGGAACUUACUCCGCCGAAACUGGGUUGGGGUGAGAAGGUGGUGGACAUCAAGAGCGGGCUGGACCAUUGCUUGAUGUUGACCUCACAUGGUCGUGUCUUUUCUGCCGCCUCCAGCACUGCAAACUACCCAUCCAAGGGCCAGCUCGGGAUUCCUGGUCUCACCUGGCUCACUAGGCCUAAGGGACCUUUCGAUCAGCCACACGAAGUCAAGGGACUGCCACCCGUGGGUGUUGCCCAGAUUGCUGCGGGCAACUACCACUCUUUGGCCCUCGACAAGAACUCUAACCUUCACGCUUGGGGUGACAACUCUUCCGGCCAGCUUGGUUUCGAGGUCAACCCACAAAGCCCUACUAUUGACGCUCCCAAGGCUGUACCCCUCACUCGACUUUUGACCAGCGGUGGAGUCCGGAGGUCCGAGAUCACCUCGAUUGCAGCUGGUGGCUCAAAUUCAUUCUUUACCACGUCCAGCAUACCGGCUAACGGCCGCCCAACGGCAGAAGCCUGGUCCUGUGGCGCCGGACUCCAGGGAGAAUUGGGCAACGGCAAAUGGAUACACGUGUCGACUGCGCCGGGCAAGAUGAAGGCCUUGUCCGGCAUGGCCGAGUACGACGACAAGACACAGCAAAUGGUGCCAAUCGGGAUCAGGGCGCUAUCAGUUGGAACCACACACGCCGCCGCGGUUAUGGAUAACCUUACAUCAGUCGUCGCGGCGCCCGGCAGUGGACGCAACUGGGGAUCCGACGUCAUGUGGUGGGGUGGUAACGAGUUCUACCAACUCGGGACGGGCAAGCGCCGCAACGUGAGCGAGCCGGUGCGCAUUGCGCCUCUGGACAACGCCAGGACCGGAAACCCCGCCGCCGCCGACGGACAGCGGUUCCAGCUGGCACCAGCCAAAACGACGCGCAUUGGCGAGGGUGGUCGGGGGCGCAAGGUUGGGCUGGAGCAGAGGAUCGAGUGUGGGAGGAAUGUGACGGCAGUUUAUUCUGCGACUGUUGCGUCGUCGUAA
This is a messenger RNA of Pyricularia grisea, 1734 nucleotides long. RefSeq lists its product as uncharacterized. The record is from RefSeq and is a predicted model, not a curated record. NCBI's taxonomy places the organism in Eukaryota, Fungi, Ascomycota, Sordariomycetes, Magnaporthales, Pyriculariaceae. Gene Ontology annotation, biological process: mitochondrial respiratory chain complex III assembly. Gene Ontology annotation, cellular component: mitochondrial inner membrane. The transcript has a single exon. The coding region runs from base 1 to 1734 and encodes 577 amino acids.